UAUUUUAAAUAACUAAUCAUUUAUUAAGAAUACAGUGUAAAUAAAUAUAAAUAUUAAACUUGUGCAGCAUGUCGUUACGCACGCUUAAUAUCGAAGUACGUAAAAACCUGCACUGCGCCAACGUAUUUUUGCAAUUUGACCAAAACUUAACAGAAACAGAGUUCCUAAAAAUAAACGUAGAAGAAAAUGCACUCAAGUUACGUGGUUUGUCUACUGAAACUAACAUUGAUGUCACUAAGUACUUCACAAUCGAAGCUAAAACGAUGAGCAAUCUUACGGUGGAGGAAUGCAACGCUAGCUUUCGUUUAAGCAUAAACAACAUACAAAAAGAAGCGAAAGCAGACCAACGUAGAAAGCAAAUUUUUGCGCCACAAUUGCUUGAGGGUACCGCAGCUACACUCUGCUGUGCAAAUUGUGAGUGCAUUUUAAUAAAUGAACAACAGUUUAAUAAAAUACGUGAAUUUCCCACUGGCACUGUUGAUAUGGGGCAAUUUUUUUGCCACCACGGUCCGAGCUUCGACAAUAUACUUGUGCCACAAACUAAUGAUUUAUUCUAUGGAUUUGAAUUUAUAGUUUUAAAUUAUAAAACGCUGGAAACAGCAACCAAAUACAAAGAGGGACAUAUAUACUGCAAACGUUGUCUACAAUACUUAGGAUGGACUAUGUUCUCUGACAAAGCAGCGAAAUUAUGGACUGAUACAUUGCAUUUUCAAAUUGAAAAUAAGAAACAAGAUAUAUUUUACAAGCAUCCUACACCGUUGACAUCACAAUUAUUACAGAGAAUUAUUAAAGAUGCCACUGUAGAUAUGGAACCACUGCUUACACAAAUACAAUUUUCGAAAAUUGUGCUGCAGUCUACUUUUCCAAAUCGGAAGUAUAAGUAUGUAUUGCUGCAAAUACUCGAAAAGGAAUUGUGCGUUUUACGUAACGAAACCCCAUUAGCACUUGGCGGUGUUAACAAUAAUAAUGUUUUACAAGUGGAGUUGGAGCCGUACAAAAGCUUUAAAUUACUUUAUAGACUUAUUGAGGAUGAAAGUGAGGAAAGCAAGUCAACAGUUUUGUUGAAUUAUUGGCAACAAGAUAUAAGUAUAAGCACUAUGCAAAUAUCACCUACGCUUUUUAGCAAUCUGUUAGGCGAGUUGGACGAGAACUCUUUACUGUUGCCGGAAGUGUACAGAUUUACGCAAGAUGAUUUUCAACUAAGCUACAUCUUCUAUAAAAACUAGUCAACAAAAAAACAAAAAGGAGUAAAUUAUUAAGAAUUAAAAUUGAAACAUUAAAUUUAUACUG
Teleopsis dalmanni is the source of this 1290-nucleotide messenger RNA. Its product is annotated as E3 ubiquitin-protein ligase E3D-like. Gene Ontology annotation, biological process: protein polyubiquitination; proteasome-mediated ubiquitin-dependent protein catabolic process; protein autoubiquitination. Gene Ontology annotation, molecular function: ubiquitin protein ligase activity; cyclin binding; ubiquitin conjugating enzyme binding. Lineage: Eukaryota; Metazoa; Arthropoda; Insecta; Diptera; Diopsidae. The coding region runs from base 69 to 1226 and encodes 385 amino acids. The transcript has a single exon. Gene Ontology annotation, cellular component: nucleus; cytosol; ubiquitin ligase complex. The record is from RefSeq and is a predicted model, not a curated record.